AUGAACACUCUAGACUUAAUCUUUUCAUCUUUCCCGAUAAAAGUUCAAAAAUCUGAAUUUGUGCUUGUUAUAGAAGAUGUAUAUCAUCCAGCUCUGUACAUGUCUGCAACGGACGUCUUAGUACCUUCACGCAGGCCUUCUUUUAGGACUAAAUAUCAAUUUCAGCGAGCAGACUACCGUAGUAUGAAUGAUUUACUUUUGAAACAAGACUGGGCCUUUAUCACAAGGGAAACAAGUUUAGAUCGUGUUACUGAUAAAUUUUACAGUAUGAUAAAUGAAUUAAUUGAAAAAUUCGUUCCUAAAAUCCGAUGUGGUGGUAAUUAUUCUUUUCCAAUAUGGUACAGCAGAGCACUAAUUAACCUUAUAAAAGAAAAGAGUAAAUUGCACUCUAGUUGGAAGAAGCAUAAAAAUCAGAUUGAUUACGCAGACUUUUCGGAGCUGAGAAAACGACAAAAGAUACUAGAGCAACAAUGUUAUAAACUGUACCUAACACGCACUCAAGAGAAUAUUAAACAUAACCCCAAAGCUAUCUGGAGUUAUGUAAAGUCUAAGCGUAAAAACCAUUCUGAUUAUCCUCAAGAAAUGACAUACGGAGACACUAAGUGA
Parnassius apollo (apollo) is the source of this 606-nucleotide messenger RNA. Lineage: Eukaryota; Metazoa; Arthropoda; Insecta; Lepidoptera; Papilionidae. The record is from the annotation of a GenBank genome assembly.